GCAUAUUGUCGGUGCGUGAGGGUUCUCUAGGUCAGUAGGCUUAGUAUCAAACAUGGACAGCAGGAGUAAGAUUGGGAUACUACUGAUAGUGUAUGCUUUACAACUGGUUCUGUGUUAUCCCUCCCCCCUCUCAUCCUACCGGACCGUAGACUCCGCACUGAGGAUCAGAAGAUCAGAUGAGAAGGAGACAGGGAGGAUCUUCUGGUCAGCCGUGGGAGACAUCCUGGAAUCCCUACCGUUCCUCCCGUUCACGGUAAACGUUCCGGACAUGAUCUCUGGAGUCUGGAACUUCUUCGCAGGGUUCUUCCCUGGGGCGGCGAACAAGAGGCCCAAGAGAAACUCUACGGAAGUAGUUUCAGAAGUUCCCAUCACUAGACAGGACGUUAUUGACUACUUCUUCUACGAUGAGUGAAGUUGGAAUGUUCUU
Molecule: messenger RNA, 427 nt
Organism: Macrosteles quadrilineatus (aster leafhopper)
Lineage: Eukaryota; Metazoa; Arthropoda; Insecta; Hemiptera; Cicadellidae
Exons: 3
Coding region: 53-412 (119 amino acids)
Source: RefSeq, a predicted model, not a curated record